UUAAGGCAUGUGCUCUAAUGUUUUGUCUAUUUUGUCCAUUCAUCAUUACACUAUAUAAUAAUGUGAAGAUGGGAAAGAAAAAGGGAAAAGACAAGAGCUCCAGAGAGGAUGAUGAGUUUGAUUUGACAGGUCCAUCCUGCAGGCAUAUCAAGAAGGGAACGGACCAAACAUUUCUAAAGAAACUUUCUGGGACCCCUGAUUGGACAGGUUGCCAGGACUGUAAACAUGAGGAGAAUAAAGAAAAUGUCAAUACAGAUCUACCACAAGAAUCUGAAGAGGAAAAUGAAACUGGUGGAAUGUGGAUGUGCUUGAAAUGUGGCCACAGAGGAUGUGGAAGAAACUCUGAGAACCAGCACGCUAUCAAACAUUAUGAGACUCCUCGAUCAGAUCCACAUUGCCUUGUAGUCAGUUUGGACAACUGGAGCGUUUGGUGUUACAUAUGUGAUGAUGAAGUUCAGUACUCCAGAACAGGACAUUUAGCGCAGUUGGUGAGCAACCUUAAAAAGCAAACGUCAACAGAUCCCAUAAAAAGACCGUAUAAAAGAGUAAAGGAGGAGGUGGAUCUGUUGGAAGCUAAACAGACUGCAGAAACCAUAAACAUGGAGGAGAGUGAGAACAAUGAAAACAAAGAAGGCAGGAAUCAUCAAAAGAAGAACAUCAAGAAAGGGAGUGUUGAGAAAUUACAAAAUCACAAGGCAUCUGAAGAAAACUCUGGUGCUCCAGUAAGAGGGCUGAGCAACCUUGGAAACACCUGUUUCUUUAAUGCAGUCAUUCAGAAUCUUUCUCAAACACAGCUAUUGAGACAGAUUAUCAACAAAGCGACACAGGAGAAAAGGAGUCUUGAGAUCAAACCUGACACCUCUUUGAAACUGGAGCCUGUACUUGUGGAGUUGGACCAGCCAGGAUCCCUUAGUUUGGCUAUGUGUAAGCUACUUAAUGAGAUUCAAGAAUCCAAAAAGGGCGUGGUAACACCACGGGAGUUGUUCAUGCAAGUUUGCAAAAAAGAGUUAACACCGGGAUAAUGGAGGCACUGAAACGAUCUAAUAAAGUCACAGAUGAGGAUCACUUGAAAGCACGAGUAAAAGAGUAUGAAAAAAGUGGAUUGACACUGAACUUUGUUGACCAAGUUUUUGGUGGGGAGAUGACCAGCACUGUGAUGUGUCAGCAGUGCAAAACGGUGUCUGUAGUCAAAGAGAUGUUUCUGGAUCUUUCCCUACCGGUUUCUGAUGAGGCAUACAGAAAGAAAACCCAAAAGAAAGGACUUCAGAAGAAGAGUGUGUCGAGCCAGGAUGGCAGAAACAGCCCUGACUUAACCAGCGGAAAUGAUGAAAUGCCCACUGGUGACAGCAGCAAGUACCAGCAGAAAAAGGCAAAAAGGCAGCAAAAGAAACAAGCAAAGCAACAGAAAAGGCAGCAGAAGCUGGAAAGUAGAGUCACUUUGGACAUUCUGACAUCUCCAAGCCGUGCAGUGAACGAAGAAACAGAUGGCACUGAAGAUGAAAAGGACAAAGAAGCCACUGAUAGUAGGCUGCACAAAGAAACCUCAUCGAGUGACCAAAAUCCUGUACUAGUCAGCGCUUCUGAGCAGGACCAAAUAUCCAAGCAAGAAAAAGAGAACAGCGAGGAUUCAGCGACAGACUGCGACUCAUUAGCUACAUCAUCAGUCAGCAACCGUUUUACAGCCCUGUCAGAGGAGCAGCACUCACAGGACAGCACCCACUGUGAUAAAAUGUCCGACAUGGAACUGGAAGAAGAGGACGACACAGCACUGGUCAAUAGAAUGGAAAAAGUUGCCUUGAACGAUGCUUUUAUAAAAGACUCGGACAGUUUGGAUCAAGACAUGGACAGUGACAAUGAAAUGCUGGAGGCCAAAGAAUAUACAGUAACAAACCAAGACCCGGAGCUGGCCUUCAACACGCUGGCUGCCAGGACAGUCCCGGAGAAACAGGACUGUUCGGUCCAGUCGUGUCUUUUUCAGUUCACAGAAGUGGAAACUCUUACACAGAAUAAUAGUUUGCUGUGUGUCACCUGCACUAAACAGCAGCUGGGAAAAAUUAAAGUUCAAGGCUCCAAGAAGAAUGUCUACACUGAUGCCUUGAAGCAAAUGCUAAUUUCUUCUCCUCCGGCUGUCCUUACCCUUCAUUUGAAAAGAUUUCAGCAGAAUGGUUACAGUAUUUGUAAAGUAAACAGACACGUUCACUUUCCGCUGGUUCUGGACCUCGCUCCGUAUUGUGCAGCUAAAUGCAAGAAUAUUUCAGAGGGAGACACUCAGAUUUCGUACAGUUUAUAUGGCAUCGUCGAGCACAGUGGAACCAUGAGAUCUGGUCAUUACACAGCCUAUGUAAAAGUUCGUCCUGAGCAUUCUAAACCCUCAUCUAAUGGACUUGCUAAAGAAGGAGAUGCAGAGCCUCUCAGAGGGUCCUGGUUCCAUAUCAGUGACACAAGUGUUCAACCUGUGAGCGAAAGUAAAGUCCUGAGCAGCCAAGCCUACCUCCUCUUCUACGAAAGAAUCAUCUAACUGUAUUUGUGCCAAUAAACUCAGGAAAAAAAAUGAUUAACCAUCAUGCUGCUUCAGCUUAAGAGCACAAGCAAUGUCAAUCAGGACUUCAGUAUAACUGUAAAGAAUUUACAGACAGACAUUUAAUAAUUUUGUCAUUUAUAGGUUUAUUACGCAAUGUUUUGAUUAAUACAGUAUCUCCAUCAUAGACAAUUGUAAGCAGUUACUUUAAGUUAUUAAAUCAACAAGGGGUUGGGAGUUAAAUAAACAUUUGGGAAUAAACAUCUGUAAAAUGUA
Molecule: messenger RNA, 2794 nt
Organism: Austrofundulus limnaeus
Lineage: Eukaryota; Metazoa; Chordata; Actinopteri; Cyprinodontiformes; Rivulidae
Gene: usp16
Product: ubiquitin specific peptidase 16
Biological process (GO): regulation of cell cycle; protein deubiquitination; regulation of gene expression
Cellular component (GO): cytosol; nucleus
Molecular function (GO): zinc ion binding; cysteine-type deubiquitinase activity
Source: RefSeq, a predicted model, not a curated record